AUGCGGCUGAGCUUUUGGGAGGUGAUUAUAUUGUUUCAGAUGCAGAUGGCCGUUCGGCAGGAGGGCUGCAACAUUCGGGCAGGAGACACAGUGAAUGAGGCAGGACAAACGGCAGACUUUGCAGCAGGAUCUGGUAAGUGCUGCUUGGAAUCAACAAGUGGAGACAUCAGCUGUUCCUCAUCCCAGUGAGUCAGCUCCCAACAACCUUGCCCCCACGGGGGAGGAUUUCAGAUUCCCCUGUUAGGAUUGAGUACCGGAGGCAUAGCGGGUCUAGGUCUACUAGCAGUUCUCCAGAGAGGGGCAGUGCAGGGGCUUCUUCGCACGCCCACGGCCCUAGGGGUCAGGACGUUAGUGGGAGAUUAAGCCACGGUUCCCACUCGGGAGAGAGGCAGGUCAGGGAUAUAUUCUUGGAGUGAGGGUAAGGGUGAGGAUGUGAAUUUUAGUCAGGUUUGGGUGCCAAGGGUGGAAGGUUUAGGGUCAAGUGCAGUUGGGGUCCCUGUUGUAGGAGGGUGCACAGGGGGCUGAUUUGGCAUCAAUUGAUUUAGGAAGUGAGCGGGCGAAUUUGACAGUGGGUAUUCCGGGUGCGGCUCGUCAGAACGUACACUUUUUCUUUGCAGGACCUUUCGGCUGUCAUCUUAAGUAUGAAGUAAAUUUGGAAAGGAGAGUUUGUGGAGAUCUAUGCCCUUCUUCCCUCUGGAGGAGUAUAUAGAUCUUAAAGAAGAGGAUAACAAGGAUACUAAGAAAGAAGAGGAGGAAAAGAAGUGUCGGUACCGUAAGAUUCCUAAGACGUUCGGCAAUUGGUUGAGGGCCUUUUGUAUUCUAGCUAGCAUGAUGGGGGAGAAGUCUCCAGAUCAUUGUUCCCAGUUAGUUUGCUACCUUGACGGUAUUUGGGAGGCAUUUUGCACGUACGGGGUCUCGAGUGGUGGCGUUAUGACGAACAGUUUUGUCAGCGCUUGUCUGCCAAUCCAGGGAUGCGGUGGGAUCAGAUGGACCUACAGCUCUGGAUUAAGCUAAUGAUGGCCCAGAAGGCCUCCCCCUUUCAUUUGGGGGCCAGCGCGGGAUCUUCCUCCACCUUGUCGGCCAGCCCAGAAAAGGUUUUUGCUGGCUCUUCACUUCAAUGAAGGGCAGUGCAAGUGGGGGGGCCACAUGUCGGUUUAAGCAUGAAUGCUCGGGUUGUGGAGGAACUCAUGGACUUCAUCGGUGCCUCAAAAGAGGCUGCAGGGGGUUCCUCGGAAGUUGCGGUCCCAUCCGCUGCCGGUGGGGUUAACGUCGUUGAAGGUCGGCGCGAUGUUGCCGUGGCUAAACAGAUACGGUAACCAGGUUGAUGCGUCAUUACUGAAGGAUGGUUUUACUAGUGGUUUUGUUAUCCCGUUUCGGGAGAGGGUGGUGGUUCCUCGACUUUAUAAUUUACAAUCGGUUGGGGAAUUUCCCGGGGUGGUGCGGGAAAAAUUAUUCAAAGAGGUCCAAUUGGGCAGGAUGGCAGGACCUUUUGUGGAACCCCCACUUCCUCAUCUUAGGGUUUCUCCUCUGUGGGUGGUGCCGGAAAAGGAACCUGGUAAGUACCGGUUGAUACACCAUAUUUCUUAUCCAAAGGGAUCAUCCGUAAACGAUGAUAUUGAUAAGCCCUUUGUUCCAUAUCAUAUGCGUCAUUUGAUCAGGCGGUUGAUUUGGUUCGGCGGGCAGGCCGCGGAUUCAUAGUUGGCCAAGGCAAAUGUGAAAUCGGCUAUUCGUAUCCUUCUGAUUCACCCUAAGUGUCAUAAUUUUUUGGGCUGUUAUUUUGAGGACAAGUAUUUUGAAGAUCUCUGUUUGCCCAUGGGCCUAUUUCCUGCACCUACUUUGAAAAAUGUAGCACCUUUUUGGAGUGGGUGGUCAGAGUCGAGACGGGAGACAAGCUCUGAGCUGUGGCGGGGGAUGGAGAGAAACGGGGGGUAGGUCGGAUUGAUAUGGGGUAAAAUGUUUAGUUCAGGGAAAAUAGGUAGGCCUUUGGACUGGUUUGGUAGGUUCGGGCUCAUUGGUAGCUCAGAACCUGGGGUAUCUUGGUAUACCCCUACAAUUGUGGAACUGUGAAUAUAGAUGCCCUUGGUGGCAAUGGUUAUGUGUUAAAUGGUGUUAUAAUGUUGUUGGGAUUUAUUGUUUAUGUAAGAGUGGGUCAUUGUCGGGGGCUUUAAUUGUAUAAAGGCAGGAUGCUGGAGUUACAUGUCAAUGUUGGCAUGGUGUUGACAAUGACCUUAAAUUUUACUUGUUAAAAACUUUUCAAUAGCAGCUAUGAUACAUUUUGCCAAAAACAUGGUGUCAGUGUUUUUAUGGGGAUUGGUGUUGGGGUUUAAGCAUUUGCUGCAGAGGCGACUAUGUACAUGUCAUGAAGAUUUGGGGUGACAGUGCCGCUUUAAUGCUUCUCUUGGGAACAUUAAAACUAUGUUUAAAACAUAAAUCAUAAAAUUAAUCAUUACGGGUAAAAAACAUUCUUACCUGUAAGGAUUUAUUUUAUGAUAAUGUUUUAUGUGUUAAACAUAGGCACUAAUGCUCUCGCCCAGGGCCGGCCUUAGGGGUGUGAGAGCUGUGCGGCCGCACAGGGCACCAUGGAGCAGGGGGCGCCCUGACUGCCGACACAGCUCGCACAUAGCCGGUAUCAGGGGAGCUAAAACAGGUACCCGGGUGGAGGAUUAAUUAUUCUCCACCCAGGUCUAAAAAAAGAAGAAGCAGGGGGUGGGGCUUAAUGAGCUGCAGGGGCGGGGUUUAAUGAGCGACGGGGCGGGGCUUAACGAGUGGCGGAGGCAGAGCUAAUAAAUACCCGAAGCCCCCUGGAAACUGCUGCACAGGAACUGCAUCCACUCCUCCUUCCAGCAGUAAUGGAAAGAGGUGUGUGUGUGUGUGACUGCUUGUUUGUGUGACUGCGUGUGUGACUGCCUGCCUCUGUGUUACUGUUUGCCUGUUUGUGUGACUGACUGCCUCUGUGUGUCUGUGUGUGACUGUUUGCUUGUUUGUGUGACUGCCUGUGUGUGUGUGUGACUGCCUGCCUGUGUGUGACUGUUUGCCUGUUUGUGUGACUGCCUGUGUGUGUGUGUGUGACUGCCUGCAUGUGACUGUUUGCCUGUUUGUUUGUGUGACUGCCUGUGUGUGUGUGUGUGUGUGUGUGUGCCUGCCUGUGUGUGACUGUUUGCCUGUUUGUGUGACUGCCUGUGUGUGUGUGUGCGGGACUGUUUGCCUGUUUGUGUGACUGCCUGUGUGUGUGUGUGUGUGUGUGUGUGUAUGUGAGACUGCUUGUGCCUGUUUGUGUUGUGUGACUGCCUGCGUGUGUGUGUGUGUGUGUGUGUGUGUGCGUCUGCCCGCUCCGUGACUGUUUGCUCCUGUCGCAGUGGACUGCCUGUGUGUGUGUGUGUGGACUGCCCGUGUGUGUGUGAGACUGCCUGCCUGUGUGUGUGACUGCCUGCCUGUGUGUGUUUGUUUGUGUGACUGCCUGCCUGUGUGGAGACUGCCUGCCUGUGUGUGACUGUUUGCCUGUUUGUGUGACUGCCUGUAUGUGUUAGUGAGCCUGCCUGUGUGUGACUGUUUGCCUGUUUGUGUGACUGCCUGUGUGUGUGACUGCCUGCCUGUGUGUGACUGUUUGCCUGUUUGUGUGACUGCCUGUGUGUGUGUGUGUGUGUGUGUGUGAGACUGCCUGCCUGUGUGUGUGACUGUUUGCCUGUUUGUGCGGGACUGCCUGUGUGUGUGUGUGUGUGCGGGACUGCCUGCCUGUGUGUGACUGUUUGCCUGUUUGUGUGUGUGAUUGCCUGACUGUGUGUACUGUUUGCCUGUUUGUGUGACUGCCGUGUGUGUGUGUGUGACUGCCUGCCUGUGUGUGACUGUUUGCUUGUUUGUGUGACUGCCUGCCUGUUUGUGUGUGUGUGUGUGACUGCCUGUGUGUAACUGUUUGCCUGUUUGUGUGACUGCCUGCCUCUGUGUGUGUGACUGCCUGCCUCUGUCUGUCUGCCUGUGUGUGUGUGUCUGCCUGCCUGUGUGUGACUGUUUGCCUGUUUGUGUGACUGCCUCUGUGUGUGUGUGUGUGACUGCCUGCCUCUGUGUGUGUGACUGCCUGCCUCUGUGUGACUGUUUGCCUGUUUGUGUGACUGCCUGCCUCUGUGUGUGCGUGUGUGUGAGACUGCCUGCCUGUGUGUGACUUUUUGCCUGUUUCUGUGACUGCCUGUGUAUGUGUGACUGCCUGCCUUUGUGUGACUGUUUGCCUGUGUGUGUGUGUGUGACUGACUGCCUGUGUGUGACUGUUUGACUGUUUGUGUGACUGCCUGUGUGUGUGUGUGACUGUUUGCCUGUUUGUGUGAUUGCCUGUGUGUGUGUGUGUGUGACUGCCUGCCUGUGUGACUGUUUGCCUGUUUGUGUGACUGCCCCUCGUGUGUGUGUGUGUGUGUGUGAGACUGCCUGCAUGUGUGUGACUGUUUGCCUGUUUGCUGCCUGUGUGUGUGUGUGUGUGUGUGUGUGUGUGACUGCCUGCCUCUGUGUGACUGUUUGCCUGUUUGUGUGACUGCCCGCCUGUCUGUCUUGUGGGAAUAUUUAUGGGAUAAUAAUAGUAAACAGUUGAGAAUUGCCCACUAAUUCAAUUCUCAGAUCCCAAAGAACGUUUAUCGUGUUAAGUGGAAUGUAUUUCAUAUAAUAAUAUCACAAUGUAUAAAAAUAGAUUUUAUUUAUGAUAACCAAUAAUUAACAAAUAAUAUUAUGUAACAUGCAUAACAAUAAUCAAUGAAUAUCCAGUACAAAAUUAUAUGCAAUACAAAGGAAUGGGUAUUACGUUUCAAUGGCUAACUAGCAUUUUCUGUCAAGAAUUCUGACGAUUUAUGACUAGCUUCCACAGACUGAAAGUGAAACUUUUCACAGCGAAGAACAGAAUUCCUCAGAGUGCAGCGUAAGGCCGUAAAGUUUAGCAGACAGUUAGAAUAACCCUUUCAAUGCUGGCUAGAUCUCCUAGGUAGUUAAGAUCUAUUCUUAUGUAAUUUUUAAAUAAAAUAACAUUUAAACCAGUUUAAAUUCAUUUUCUUAAACCAUCCAAUAAGAGAAUUUACCAUUAUAUAAGCAGAUUUUAAUUUGUCUAAAAGAUAUCUAUCUUAAUUUAGAGCAAAUCGAUACACCUGGAUAAAAACAGCGGUAUGCUAACACGUGAUAAUAUCACAUCAAUAUAUAAUUAUUCUUAAUUCCACCUGCAGAAUGGAAUGUUUAUAACUAUAUAUUCUUAGUUAACUAAGAUUUCUUAAUAUGGAAAUCUGACCGUGCUUUAUCCAGUCAUAUAUAAUGCUAUUAAUAUAUUUUAAUUAAUUUAAUUUAAUUAAAUGAAACCAGUAUAAUUACCAGUUGAGUAGAUAUUUCAUCCGAUUGGUAGUCUCUCUGCAUGGAGGUGUUGGUUAGAAAGUCAGUAAAUUCUAAGUGUUAGAGUUUUAGGAGUAGAGUGUUAGUCUCAGAUGUUGUCCGAGUUGGAAUCCCCAAACUUCCAAUUCCUCUCUCCUCUCCUUUGCAUAUCUUGCAUCUGCCUCCUCUCCUCGUAUCUCUCUAUCUUCCCUUUGUCUUAACUUUUAAAGGGCCAGACUCUCUGUACGUCAUCAGUUGAUAACCCAAUAGAAGCACUAGAGGUGUGGUUAUCUUCCAGAUCGCAAAUUAGGUAUUUGGUCUGUAGAGGGCAGUCUUGUCCCACUAAACAUACCUAUCCAGGAAAGAGUUAACUUUUCCUGUUGGCUAUUUUGACGUCAUUUUGGCCUAUCUAGAUAGUGGCUAUAACUUACGUAUCCUUCAAAGAUCAAAGGGGUUCUUAAAUUUUGUCCAGACUAUGUGUCUGCAAAUCUGCUAUAAUUUCUGAUAUGACAGAUCAUGAACUAAGUUUACCCUUUUCCAUACAAUGGUACCUUAUAUGUAUAGACAGUUAAAUAUUAAAUUAUUUAAUCUUCUCUGUCACAAUUGUCUGGGUUUAGAUUUGAUUAUAUUCUUCUUAUCACUUGUUUAUACUAUGCUAUGCAUUCCUUAGCUCUGGCAAAGAGGCCAGUCUUACAGAAAGAAAUCUAGUGUCUUCUUUGUUAACUUGAAAUAACAAAAUGGAGUCUGGUCUGUUCAGAGUGACUCAGAAUAUACACUUUUAGUUUCUAUCAUAGCACAAAAUGUCUGCCGAUAUAAAUACUCUGACAGUCUGCCUGUGUGUGUUGUGUGACUGUUUGCCUGUUUGUGUGACUGCCUCCCUGUUUGUGUGACUGCCUGCCUCUGUGUGACUGUUUGCCUGUUUGCGUGACUGCCUGCCUCUGUGUGUGUGUGUGUGUGACUGCCUCCAUGUGUGUAACUGUCUGUCUGAGUGUGUAUGUGUGACUGUCUGUCUGAGUGUGUGUGUGUGACUGUCUGCCUGUUUGUGUGUGUGUGACUUUCUGCUUGUGUGUGUGUGACUGUAACUGUGUGUGUGACUGUGUGUGACUCCAAUUGUGUGUGUCGCUGUAGCUGUGCUGUUGUGUGUGCCUGUAUGUGUGACUAGCUGCCUUUAACUGAGUGUGUGCCUAUCAAGUGCAAGAGUGCCUGCAUCCCUGUAACUGAGAGUGUCUGACUGUCUGCCUAUGUGUGUGACUGUAUACCGGCAACUUGGUGGGGGAAGGGGCGCCGUGAAGAGCUUUCGCACAGGGCGCCUAAUGGCCUAAGGCCGGCCCUGUCCUUGCCCCCUUUAGUUUCCCUUCAAGGUACCCAUACACAGGAUACUGUACAAUGACACUGAACUAUUUAAUAAAAAGCAAUGUCCAGGAGUGGCACUUGACAAAUCAUUGAAAAUCACCACUCCAAUUACAUUUUCCUUCCUAUAAUCUACUAAUUGAACAUUACACUACAAAGCUGAAUUCAAUAUAAUUAUAGAAGAUUGCUAACAUUGUAACUAUAUAGAAUAUAAAAUAUGCAGAUUAAUUUACCUUUUCAGAGCUUGUAGAAGGGGUUUUGCUUCACAAAACAUGCAUGUUAUUACUUAAGUAUUUAUUUUGAAAUAAAAUGAAAAAAAAUUAAACAGCAAAGACACACUGCCAUCCUACAGUGCAUUGUGCGUAAUUCAAAGAAGAUACAACUUGCUCUGCUAAAAUAUGUGGGCAACAUAAAAAAAAAAAGCAUUCAAAUAUAUAUUAUUUAACCCCUUAAGGACCGAGGACGGUUCAGGACCGUCAUCGGCAUUUUUGCCUUGCCGACCGAUGACGGUCCUGAACCGUCCUAACGGUCUGGGGGUACUUACCUGAUCGCCGUCGUUCCCCUGGCGGCGAUCAGUGUUCCUCCGGUUGUGGGGAGACUGCCUGCAGCCCAGACAGUCUCCCCACACUGAAUUAGGACCCCUGUGGCCAUGUGAUCGCUUAACAGAGCGAUCACAUGGUCACAAUAGGUGUCCAUGUGUCUGCCUGCAGGGGGACUGUCUGUGCUGACAGGCAAUCUCCCUGCAUGUGUAAAAUCAGUAAAAAAAAUAAAGUUAAUGGUAAUAAAAAAAAUAAUAAUAAUUAUAUAUGUAUAAAUGAUAUAUAGACAUAUAUUAUAUCUAUAUAAUAUAUGUCUAUAUAUCAUAUAUAUAUAAUGUCAUACUAAGUGUAUUUUUAUAUUAAUAUGUACUUAUAUUAAUAUAAAAUACACUUAUAAUUAAAUUACACACGUAUAUAUAUAAUAUAUAUAAUAACUAUAUAUAUUGUAUAUAUAUAUUAUUAUAAAAUAUAAAUAAUAAGUAAUUUAAAUUAAAUAAAUUUUUUUAAAUAAUAAUAAAAAUUAAAAAAAAAUUAUAUAUCUAUAUGAAAUUUUAUUCUAACUGUAUUUUAAAAUUAAUAUAUAUAUAUUUAUAUCAAAAUACACUUAGAAUGAAUUUGUACAUAUAUCUAUGUAUAUAUAAAUAAAUAAAAAUAAUACGAAAUAUACAUAUGUCCAUAUACAAAAUUACAUAAAUAAUUAUAUAAAUAUACACGUAGACUUAAACUAUAUAAAUAUGCAUAUAUAUUUAAAUUCUACGUGCAUAUUUAUGUAAUAUUUUUACAUAAUUCAGUAAUUUUAUUGAUUGCAAUUUGAGGGACCUGCCUGCCAACCCAGGCCGAAAUUCCAGAGAAUUUAAUUUGUUAGCACUGUAUUUUACCCUGUAACGUUCUACGACACCCUAAAACCUGUACAUGGGGGGUACUGUUUUACUCGGGAGACUUCGCUGAACACAAAUAUUAGUGAUUCAAAACAGUAAAACAUAUCACAGCGAUGAUAUUGUCAGUGAAAGUUACUUUUUUGCAUUUUUCACACACAAACAGCACUUUUACUGAUGAUAUAAUUGUUGUGAUACGUUUUCCUGUUUUGAAACACUAAUAUUUGUGUUCAGCAAAGUCUCCUGAGUAUAACAGUACCCCCCAUGUACAGGUUUUAUAGCAUUUUGAAAGUUACAGGGUCAAAUAUAUGGGUCAAAUAUUUUUACAUUGAAAAUGGCCAGGUUGGUUACGUUGCCUUUGAGAGCGUAUGGUAGCCCAGGAAUUAGAAUUACCCCCAUGAUGGCAUACCAUUUGCAAAAGAAGACAACCCAAGGUAUUGCAAAUGGGGUAUGUCCAGUCUUUUUUAGUAACCACUUGGUCACAAACACUGGCCAAAAUUAGCGUUCAAUUUCGUUUUUUAACUUUUUUCACACACAAACAAAUAUGAAUGCUUACUUUGGCCAGUGUUUUCGACUAAGUGGCUACUAAAAAAGACUGGACAUACCCCAUAUUGAAUACCCUGGGUUGUUUACUUUAAAAAAAAUAUGUACAUGUGGGGUGUUAUUCAGAGAUUUAUGACAGAUAAUAGUGUUAUAAUGUCACUAUUGAUAAAUUUUAAAAAUGUAUGUUUUGAAACCGCAAUAUCCUACUUGUACCUAUAGCCCUAUAACAUGCAAAAAAAAGCAAAAAAGCACGUAAACACUAGGUAUUUUAAACUCAGGACAAAAUUUUGAAUCUAUUUAGCAGUUUUUUUCAUUCGCUUUUGUAGAUGAGUAAAAGAUUUUUCAAGUAAAAGUCAAAAAACAUGUAUUUUUUUCAAUUUUUCAUCAGAUUUUUGUAUUUUUUUAAAAUUAAAAUACAUGAGAUUAUAUAAAUAAUGGUAUGUAAAGAAAGCCCUUUUUGUCCUGAAAAAAACAAUAUAUAAUUUGUAUGGGAACAGUAAAUGAGAAAGCGGAAAAUUACAGCCAAACACAAACACCACAAAAGUGUAAAAAUAUUCCGGUCGCAAAUGUACAACAUCGCAAAAACAGUCCAGUCCUUAAGGGGUUAAACAUAACAAAGUGAUCAUUUCGCCUUUUAGCAAAGAUUGGUCCUCGUUGGCUGCUGUAGUCAUGCAGUGGUUGCCUUAGCAACGCGUCUUUCCGAACGUUCUAAUGUUACACAGCGUUCUAACAGAAGCUAAGUGUUGCUCUGUAAAGAGGAUUGUGGGAGUGAAUCCUGUUUCCCAUAGAAAGUGCAGCCAUGGAUGCCUAUAAUGUAAGGUGUGCUCGCUGAGACUGACCUGUGCACGAACAGCCACUUACCUGCGUGGUAAGUAGCACUGCACAACAAUGCUGAGUGUCUGCAUGAUAUAACAGUACAUGGCUAAUCGUUAGCACUCCAGCUUUUGUGGGCUUCCUAUCCCAGGCUUUCUCUUGCAGAGCAUCAUGGGAAUUGAAGUCCACAGUUGUUGGAGUGCAGUGCUGUUUAUUCUUCACAACACAUGCUAUUGCUAUACUUUACUGAUCGCAUUUUCUAAGAAUGGAUAGUGUGAACUCUUUUGUACCUCAAAAUAAUGGCUUCUGUAUUGAGGUUGGAGAAAUACUUGCAAAAUUACUUUAAAUUAUAGGUAGAGCCUACAGGUGAUACAAAAUGAAAUAUGCACGUGACGGUUAAUAGACUGAAUUCAUUAUGUAACAUGUACACAAUAGUUGAAUGUUGAAGUACUUUAUAAUGUGUUUAUAUGUCUUAUUGAUAGCUGUUAUACAUUCAUGGUUUUGGCAAUUUGUAUUGUGAAGUUUCCACUUAGGUUCUGACAAUGCUGAGCAUUGUUUAUAUCGUGGUAAGUAGAUGAGUUUCUGGAAUUUGAGCAGUGACCACACAACAUUUCUAUCCAUUUACUGUUACAUUAAUGUUUAAUAUUAUAUGAAAAGGACAGCAUAAUGAAAAGGCUAAAAUUAAUAAAAAAAAAAUUUUUUUAAAAAAACAACAGUUUUAUUAAUUUUGAGCAUAUAAUAUAUUGCAAUCUGAAUAUUUGUCUGUUUGAAGUAUCCACCCAUCCAUCCAAUAGGCUCCUGUGUCUAACAUUUACCUCACAAUGCAUUCUAUUAACAAUAGCUUUGCUCGUUUUAUAACUUGGGUCUUAUGCAAUGCUGAUGUAAUAAUACACAUCUGCUAAAGGGGGCCAAAUGCAAGGAAUCUGUAACACUCACCUCACAAUAUACAUGAUUAUAUUUGCCUGGAAGGCAGACCAGUUUCAUCUUAUAAGGAGAGUUUGAGGCAAACAGAUAAAAACAGGGAGAGUAUAUAGAUAGUAAAACGAGACCAAACAAUCUUUCUGCCUCUGAAGGUCUGAAAUGAAAUAUCUGCUAAGACUUUGGGCUAUAAGUAUGCAUGAUUGGAGUGGGCUCUGUGUGUGUAUAUUUUCACCAGUCAUUUCAAUGGUGGGACCUCUGAUACUCUUCUAUAAUGUAUCAAUGUCCAACAUAUUCUUUGUCAGGGAUGUUAUCAGGAUAUCAUGUGUUGUGUCAUGGGGAAAAGGAAAAAAGAUUAAUUUUAGAAAAACAAAACACUAUCUGUUUAUAGAAGUAGAAGUAUAUAUUUUCAGUAAAAUUUUCAAAAACAGCAAUACAUAAUUUUGUAUAAAUUAUCUACAUUGCAUUUACAGUAUAUACAACAUUUAUCAUAUGCUAUUAUCAUUCUUGGUCCUUUUACAAAUUAAAUCAUAACCACUUACAAAUAUAUGGUAAAAUAAUUUAUUGUGUAGUUCGUAAACUUAAUCCUUCAUCUCACACAGGUAAGCAUCAAGGGAGUUGUAGUCCACACUUCCUGAAGUGUCAGACAGAUAACUCUGCUCUAAAGUGAGCAGUGCAGAGAUAUAUAUGAAGCCUUGAGUAUACAGUGUUGUGGUUGUCACUCGUUCUAAAUAAAUCAUAGAGCAGCCUAUGAUUUUAAAAUAAGUUGCAAGUUAAAUUGAUUGAGGUGUAUUAUAUAUUUAAGUUAAACAUCUCAGCUUAGUCUUGGGAGGUUGUUGCUGUAUUAAUGUUUUGUCCUUGUAGCUCUUAAUCAUAGGCUGAUUCGCUUGUCUAAGAACAAACUUUGAUUAUGUUAAACUCACUGCAAGAAGAGAUUCUAUAUACCUGCUAGAGUUGUUUAUAAUGGCAUGUGAUGACUUAUAUUCAAUAAAACAAUACUGAAAUAUUGUGAGGAAUGAACAAUUAAACAAUACAUAUGCAGAGAUAUGUUAUCUCUGCAAGUACAGCGAUAACUGGAGUCAAUUUUUUUAUGUAGAAUGAAUAACGGUUCAGGCAUUUCAGGAUAACAGAAAUAGCAGCUUUAUUGGGGCAAAAGCGGUAACGUUUCGGCCCUACCAGGUUUUUAUCAAGCUAUUUGGUGAGUGCGGUAUCCAGUACAUCUCAUGUUUUUAUGUAGGCUGCCAUGAUGCAUUUUAUUAUGUGUAUAACAUGAUAUAACACUGUGUAUGGAUCAGAUGCUAAUCAGCACAGGACAUAGAGGAAGUUGCAGUGCCAUAGGAGGGGAAAAGAAGGGAAAAAUUAGAAAACAAAAAUGGGGGGUGGGGGGAAUAAGAAGAUAAAGGAAAGUAAUUAAAGUGGUAUAAAAAGGAAGAUAGGGGAGCGAGGGGCAGAUUUGUUGAGGGAAAAUCGUUGCUGGCACAGACACCCCACUUUCUGCUAGAGCUCCAUCAACUCUGCUCCCAGUUGUGGUCUCUCAUUGAGUCCAUCACUUCAAUCCUCCAACUCCAUUUGAUGCCGUCUCCCAUAUGUCUGGAUGUUGAGGGUUUAUAUUGUAUAUAAUUCACAGAUAAGUCUUUAAAAGUAGUUUACUUUUCACGAUUUUUCACAGACAUUGUUAAAGUAAUGGAUGAAAAGGGAUCCGGCUGCUUUUUGAAGAACAAUUCGGCAAGUGAAGUUACUAGAAAGCAAGCACUGACGAUGAAGGUCCCAGUGCAAGGAUUAGGUUCUUAUUUCAACAAAGCUUCAAAUAACACGUUGGACCUCAGCAAGAAAAACCUGCAUUGCCUUGCUGAAGACCUUUACAAAAGCAACCGUUACCUACAGGUAUUGAAACUUGAUGUAUGCUGUGUUUAGCCAAGUAUUCCUAAGAAACAACAUACUUAAUGAAAGUGCUACUAAUGCACUAAAUCAUGUAUUGCAUUAACGGGACACUAUAGGCACGCAGACCACUUCAUCAAAUUAAAGUGGUCUGGGUGCACUGUCCCUGUCCCUUUAACACUGCAAUGUAAAACAGGUUUAGCGAAACUUCAAUGUUUUCUUUGCAUGGUUAAACCUGCCUCUAGUGGUUGUCUAUCAGACAGCUACUACAAGUGUUUCAUGGAGUUUAAAUGACGCUGAACGCCCUCUCGCUGUGAAUGAGGGCAUCCAGUGUCUUGAAAUCCCCCAGAGGACAGCAUUGAUAUAAUGCUUUCCUAGAGGGAAGUCCUAAUGUGCAGGAAUAAGGUAAACAAACAAAAGGGUUUAUUAAACCUUUGACAACCAUGGGUAGUGGGGGCACGAGUGAGGGGUUCAGAGGAACACUAUAGUGUUAGUAAUGCAGCUUUUGUAUUUCUAACACUAUAGUGUUCCUUUAAGAGAAGUUAAGUAAAUACUCACCUCCUCUCCAUCGUAAAAGUACCUCAAUGAUCUGGGAUUCGUGUUGUCACCACAGGAGCAGGGCUAGGCAACCUUCUGAACUCCAGAUGGACAACAUUUCCCUGGAUGCCUUAGUAUGGCUGUAAGAGUAUUACGAGAUGUGGAGUCCACAACAUAUGGAUUGCCAAAGAUUGCUUAUCAUUGUCCUAGACUAGAGUAACACCUAUCCCCUCCUCCUGCCUACACACUUUAUUGCCAACUCAACUGCAUCAGAACAGUGACAGCUGUCAGUCAGUUCCAAUACUCCUCUAGCAAGCAUCAGCCGAGCGCACCAUAGGAGUAAUCACAGCAACAACAUGUACAUUGUAGUUGCUGUGAUAAGAGGAGUUGCUCAGUAUGAAAAACAGCUUAUCAGCUGCACUAUGUUGCUGAGAAUUCAUUUAAUGUAUUUUAAUUUUUUUUUCUUGCCAAAAGUAUUUUAUUAACAAGUGUUAUACGCAUGUUAUCAGCAAGUGUUACUGAUUUUGUGUUUUUCUUUCUCUUCAGAAUUUACAUUUAGAAGGGAAUUCUCUGAUCUCAAUUCCUGAGAAACUUUUUCUUCAGCUGCAGCACCUUGUGUGGUUGGAUCUUCGAUACAAUAAAAUUACAAGCCUGCCACAAACCAUCGGAGAACUAAGGUUCAUUGCUUAUUUAUUUAAUUAG
Pelobates cultripes (western spadefoot toad) is the source of this 13486-nucleotide messenger RNA. NCBI's taxonomy places the organism in Eukaryota, Metazoa, Chordata, Amphibia, Anura, Pelobatidae. The record is from the annotation of a GenBank genome assembly.